AUGGAGACAGAAGUAAACAACGACCUAGUCAUGGCGCCGGCGGAGGAGUUACCAUCGGCCUUGGUCGAAGAGAUACUCCUCCGGUCGCCAAAGAAAUCACUUGCUCAAUUCAGAGCGGUAAGUAAGCCGUGGAACGCUAUUUGGGAGGACAAGAUUUUCUUGAACAAGUAUUUCGCUCGCGCCCGCCCUGAAUUCAUCUUAAGGACCAAUUCCCAGAUCUGUUCGGUAGCCAUCAGUCUCGACGACGACCAUGUGGAGGUGCGUGAUAUAACUUCACACAUUCCAUUUCGAAUCGGAAUGCAUAGCAUUUUAGUUCAUUGCGAUGGGUUCUUGUUAUCUGGCAUGUGGAAGAAAGGUUUUGCGGUUUGGAAUCCAUGGUUAAGCAAGAAGAGAUUUGUAGAGAAUCACGAAUUCAGGUUUUGCGGCGUAGGUUACGAUAACACUAGACCCGAAACCGGUUACAAGAUUUUUGGGGUUUAUUUUUGUGCCGAUGAUGCUACUAGCAAACUCUACCCAAAAGUAGCCAUUUAUGAGUGCAAAACUGAUGCGUGGAGGUUUAUUAGGUUCAAUGCCCCUAGCGAGGAACAAGAUUGGCGUGUGCCACAGUUAGAUAGUAUCGUCUCUCUCAACGGGAAUUUAUAUUGGAUCUCUUAUCAUUCACCAGAAUAUUCCAUCCGAAGCUUUGAUUUUUCAGAGGAGACAUUCAAAACGUUUUGUCUUCUACCUGCGUCUAGUGAAGAAGACUUCGGCUACACUCAAGUGCUUGGUGUUUUCGAGGGUGAUCGGUUUUCGGUGUUGAGGCAAUCUUAUUUGACCGGGAAGAUUGAGAUUCUGGUGACAAAGCAAAAUAUUGAGCGGAAGGCUGUGGUGUGGAUAAACUUGAUGACAGUGUCUAUACCAAACUUGCCUAGGUUACAGCAGAAAUGUCUUGCUUGUCAGCCAAGUUACUUCGUUGAUAAUAAGAAGAAGCUAUUUGUGUGUACUUGUGAUGAAGCUGGAAAUGCUUGCAUCUACAUUGUUGAGAGAGAUGUGUUCAAGAAGAUUCCAAUAGAGUCUGUGGUUGAUCUUUGGCCUUCUCAUCUCACCUAUAUCCCCAGUUUUGUCCCCAUUCCUCUCAAUCAACAAGGAUCUCAAGUUUAA
Messenger RNA from Microthlaspi erraticum, 1140 nucleotides. The record is from the annotation of a GenBank genome assembly. NCBI's taxonomy places the organism in Eukaryota, Viridiplantae, Streptophyta, Magnoliopsida, Brassicales, Brassicaceae.